Scomber scombrus (Atlantic mackerel) is the source of this 2050-nucleotide messenger RNA. It is a transcript of the gene hsd3b7, whose product is annotated as hydroxy-delta-5-steroid dehydrogenase, 3 beta- and steroid delta-isomerase. Gene Ontology annotation, molecular function: 3-beta-hydroxy-Delta5-steroid dehydrogenase (NAD+) activity. The record is from RefSeq and is a predicted model, not a curated record. Gene Ontology annotation, biological process: steroid biosynthetic process. NCBI's taxonomy places the organism in Eukaryota, Metazoa, Chordata, Actinopteri, Scombriformes, Scombridae.
AAGGUGGUGGUCAUCCAGGGAGAUAUUACAGACUACAGCAGCGUGUCGGAGGCCUCGAGAGGAGCCGAUGUCGUCAUCCAUACGGCCAGCUUGGUGGACGUUUGGCACAGAAUCCCGGAGGGUCUCAUCCACUCUGUCAACGUCACAGGAACAGAGAACGUGAUUAACGCCUGCGUGGAGAACGGCAUCCAGUCCCUGGUCUACACCAGCAGCAUGGAAGUGAUCGGCCCCAAUGUCAAAGGAGACCAUUUUAUCAGGGGUAACGAAGACACACCUUACAACGUGAAUCACUCCAUGGCCUAUCCGAAGAGCAAGGCGAAGGCAGAGAAAAUUGUGCUUGAAGCUAAUGGGACAAAGGUGAAAGGUGGACAGUGUUUGUACACAUGCUCUCUGAGGCCGACGGGGAUCUACGGCGAAGGGCACGAGCUGAUUAGGGAUUUCUACAAGAUGGGAGCAGACAGAGGAGGAUUGAUCAUCGGGGGAGUGCCUGACCACACUGAACAUGGACGAGUCUAUGCUGGCAACGUGGCUUGGAUGCAUCUACUCGCAGCCCGUGCUCUGAGACAGCAGCCGCAAAUAGUCGCCGGCGAGGCUUUCUUCUGCUACGAUGACUCACCGUACAAGAGCUACGAAGAUUUCAACAUGCUGUUCCUCUCCACGUUCAACUUCCGAAGGGUCCGCAUGCCCUUCGUGGUGCUCUGGUUCAUGGCCAUGGUGAACGACGUGCUCCGCUGGAUGCUGAGCCCCUUCCACAACUACACGCCGUUGCUGAACAGUUACACGUUGGCCGUGGCCAGCACCUCCUUCACGGUGUGCACGGAUAAAGCGCUGCGUCACUUCCAGUACAGCCCUUUGUACGACUGGGACCAGUGUCGAGAGCGCACGCAGAAAUGGGUCAACACGUUCCCUCAGGAGAACCCCAAAGACUCUUAAAGUGACCUCAACCGCUGGAAACCCCGCAUCAGAUGCUGCUACUGUAUGUAGGCACGCAGGACAACCAAAUAUACACAUGUAACCUGCUGUGAGGUGACAAUAUAAAGAAAAGUACUGUAUUUGCAGUGUUUUUUUAAUUCCAACUGUGGUUCAGUGAGCUUUAUUGAAGUAUAAGAACAGCAUAUACGCACAUACAGAAUAACAUUAAAAAGCAUGCUCAUAGACAUUUAAUCAUUCAAUUACAGGUUGCCUGUGUAAUGAGGUGCUUUUAUGUGGUUUUAUGUCAUUGUUUAGUAUUGCAGCAGUUAUUUUGUGCCUACAAACUAUCCAAAAAAAAAGGUAUCUUCUACCACUACCUGAAGAAUCUUUAUGAAACGAAAAAGCAAUAAUUUUCAAUGAAAUGUAAAUCUAUUUCAAUGAUGUCACUCAGAAUUUUUCAGUAUUUAUAAUAAGUCCGAAAUUCAGUAACAAAUGGUAUUUUUGUUUUUUUAAACACACGUUCCAAAGACAAACAUGAGAAGGUAAAAAGAAAAGUGAAAGGAUGUAAAACAGCCGAGCGUGAGAAUACUGUAUGAAAUGUGGAAACAGUAGUUUUGAAAAGGUGGUUUCUGUACAAGUUGAUUUUAAAGAAGUAGUUUUUGAACUAUGACACUGAUCUUCGCUGUGUAAGUGCUGAUGGAAAGUCCUUAGAGAUGUGUGCAAAAUCCGUUACUACUGCAUUUGUUUUUUGUUUUGUUUUUUUUAAGCUUAAUUGAAUUAAAUUAAAUUAUUUGUUAAGAUGAAGUACUGAUUAGAAGCUUUGUUAAAGGACUAAUUUAUAAUUGGACUCCACUGGAUUCAGGGCACAACCACCAAAGGAACUGUGCCUUAUUUAGUUUAGACUGUGCUGUAGCAUUUAGAUAUUUAUCUAUUUCUACAUCACAUAUUAAACAACGUCAGCAUUUGCACCUUUUUGACAGAUGUAAACAUAUUUUACAUGCAAUUACUACACCUAUAUGGACUUUACAAAUGUAUUGUUGUAAUAUUGUAUCUUUCCUAAUUUAAAUAUGUGAAUGUUUUUUGUAAUUAAUGUAAAAAAUUAUGUGUUUUUAAUUGUUAUUAAAGAUUAUUUAAUAUA